AUGUCUGCUGCUGCCGGCGCCGACGGGUUGUUCCGGUGCGGGGCCUAUGAGGGGUGCAUUUCAGGAAGCGACGUCGGGAAGGAACGGCGGCCGUACCACCGCAACUGCGGCUGCGCUUUGCACAACAGGUCGGAGAAGAAGGACCGGCAGCAGCAGCAUUGCACGCACGGAGGGCAAAAGAGUAAAAGCGUAUCGUAUCCCUUGAGGCGGGCAUGGAGCGAAGGGCACUUGGGUUUGGUGGUGGCUAGUAAUAACUCUUGUUGUUCAGGGCAUUCCUCGCCUUCUUCGUCACCGGCUGCGGCUGGGGUCAGGCAGCCGCAGCCGGUGAGGCACCACCGGUUCGGUUCUGUGGGGUCGUUCGAUCGGUUGAGUGCGUUCGACGAGGAGGAGGAGGAAGAGGAUAUUGUUUUCUUUAAGGUCUGA
Messenger RNA from Rosa chinensis, 423 nucleotides. RefSeq lists its product as uncharacterized. Lineage: Eukaryota; Viridiplantae; Streptophyta; Magnoliopsida; Rosales; Rosaceae. The coding region runs from base 1 to 423 and encodes 140 amino acids. The record is from RefSeq and is a predicted model, not a curated record. The transcript has a single exon.